AUGGAUUACGUCCGCGGCCGCAACGGGGCGGGGGCUGAGAGCUGCCCGUUCGGCACGCUCCAAGCGCCGGCGGAGGAGUGCGAGGCUGCGGCAGGGGCUCUGAGUCUUGCGUGGUUUGGGCAGAUCGCGGCCAGUGGGGCUCUGCAAGGGUGCAUCGCUGACUCCUCCAACGCGUACUUCAACUUGAACGGGGCGAGCUCCACCUCGCGAGAGGACAUCGCGCCCCUCUGCGCCCUGAUUCCGACGACCACGUCAAGCAGGUCGUCAACCAGUAGCUCAACCACUUCAACGUGGAUCACUAACUCCUCUACUUCAACAACUUUAUCACGCACCAGCACAAGCACAAGUACAAGCACGAGCACGAGCACGAGUUCAAGCACGAGCACAACCACAAGCCCUACCACCAGCAGCGACAUGCGCGGCUUACAAACAAGCACCGAUAUGGUCACCACUUUCAUACCGACGGCCAGAACCACAGCAUCAGCGGCGCCUGCGUCGUCAUUGACUACAACCUUGGCUCAAGAGGAAAGCAACAGCUCUUUGGACUUUUGGUCUUUAUCAGCAGAUGGCUUGAUGCUUGACCGGGUUCAUGUCACUGUGCGAACAAAGCUAUUUGCUCCGAGCGAUGUGAAUGACAGUCCAGUGCCGCUGGUGCUUUUACAAUCUCAACGGUCGACAUUCGUGAGCUAUGUAGAUGGUGGCAGUAUGACCAUCUCAGAUCUGUGGCACGAUUCAUUUUCACAGAAGCAUUUGGCCUCCCAAUGGACUGGCAAGACCACUUUUUACCUUACGCGGAACGGUACAGACUGGCAGGCAGAUUAUGGUUUUCCAAGUUCUGGCUUUCGCUGUGCAGUCAGCUACAGUCAGCUACUUCCGAUUUUGCUUUCGCUUUGUAAGCUGCAGAUGGGAUAGAGGUUCUCGAAGAGACAUCUCAAUCUUGAUCAAUCAGCGUGGAAUGGGCGCUCGAGAUUGCCGAGCGCGUCAGUGCCGAGCUCAAAUUGAGCUGAGUGCCGCCAUCAUUACUCUUUUCCCCUGGCCAGAAACCAGGUCAGAGCAUGCGAAUG
Messenger RNA from Effrenium voratum, 1064 nucleotides. The record is from the annotation of a GenBank genome assembly. NCBI's taxonomy places the organism in Eukaryota, Dinophyceae, Suessiales, Symbiodiniaceae.